Messenger RNA from Microthlaspi erraticum, 1134 nucleotides. The record is from the annotation of a GenBank genome assembly. NCBI's taxonomy places the organism in Eukaryota, Viridiplantae, Streptophyta, Magnoliopsida, Brassicales, Brassicaceae.
AUGAGUACGAGCGUCACUGAAGCAGCAGAUCAGAUGGAGAAGGAAGAGUCGCUGAGACUGGCGAUCGCUGUUUCUCUUCUACGAUCGAAGAUCCAGAAUCAUCAGUCUUCUUCUUCUACGUCCCGUUGUGAUGUUCCCUCUGAAACCGAUGCUCUUCGAUGGAAGCAGAAGGCUAAAGAGAGGAAGAGAGAGAUUAUCAGACUUCAGGAAGAUCUCAAGGAUGCUGAAAGUGCUAAGCAUUGUGAUUUAUUCCCAGAGAGUGCUUCUUGCAAGUGUUAUUUCUUUGAUAACUUGGGAGAAUUCAGCGGUAGGCGGAUUGGAGAGGCCUCUGAACCGAGAUUUAACGAUGUCCUUCGUCGUAGAUUUCUCAGACUAGCAAGGACAAGGGGCAGAAGGAUAUCAAAUCGAUCGUCUCAAAGAUUACGUCUCUCAGAAGCGGGAUAUGACGAGAUAUCAGAGCAGCUAAGGAUAUCUAUAGAUUUUCUCCUGGAACUGUCCGAAGCAAACUCCAAUGCCUCUAAUUUCAGCAAUUGGUCACAUCAGGCUGUAGAUUUCAUAUUAGCGUCGCUGGAGAAGCUACUAUUGAUGGGGAGGAACUUAGAAUCUGUUGAAGAAUCUAUCAGCUCCAUGAUUACACAGUUGAUCACUAGAAUGUGCACUCCGUUUAAAGGAAAUGAGGGGAAACAUCUAAAAACAAGUGUUGGGUUUUAUGUCCAACAUUUGAUCCGUAAACUAGGAAGUGAACCAUACAUUGGACAGCGUGCAGUGUUUGCAAUUUCUCAGAGAAUAUCCAUUUUAGCUGAAAAUCUACUCUUUAUGGACCCAUUUGACGAAUCAUUCCCAGAGAUGGAUGAGUGCAUGUUUAUAUUGAUACAGCUAAUUGAGUUCCUGAUAUGUGACUAUUUGGUACCCUGGGCAGAAAAGGAAGCAUUUGAAACUGCUGUAUUUGAGGAGUGGGUAGCAUCAGUAGUCCAUGCGAGGAAAGCAGUGGCGGCUUUGGAAGAAAGAAACGGGUUGUAUAUUCUUUACAUGGACCGAGUCACUGGGGAAUUAGCUAAACGAGUUGGUCAGGUCACAUCUUUCCGGGAGGUGGAGCCAUCCAUUUUGGACAAAAUCAUAUCCUACCCAGAAUGA